This is a messenger RNA of Xyrichtys novacula (pearly razorfish), 10750 nucleotides long. The record is from the annotation of a GenBank genome assembly. Lineage: Eukaryota; Metazoa; Chordata; Actinopteri; Labriformes; Labridae.
UGGUAGUCAGACGGGGCCAGCCCCACAGACGUUGGACACUGACCCUUUCCACGCCUUCUUCGUCUCAUCAAUUCAGUGUCCUGAUUCCUCUCAGGCAGACUCAGGCUGCGAGCUGACAAGGUAGGACAUAAGGGUUUGUAAAACUUGUUAUUGGUGGAUUAACUCUGAGGAUCUUGUCUGUUUUUGAUUUUAAAGUCGCCUAAAUCUCUGCAGUGAACGCGUCUCCACCAACAGCGCGCGUCCACGUUUUAGAACCAGCUGCGUGCUCGUUUUUUCCUCUAUACGUCUUUUUGCUCUCUCUCUCUCUCUCUCUCUCUCUCUCUCUCUCUCUCUCUCUGCGCGCGCUGUCACUUGCCACUUGCAUCUUCAUAUUCACUCAUGGCCAUGCUGUCUCCAAAUAUUUGAAGAUUUAAAAAAAAUAAAAGAGCUAUAGAGUAAAACACUUGCCUCGGGACUAUCUCUCUCUCUGUCUGUCUUUCUCUCUCUAUUUUACACCAUCACAUCCGCUGCUGUACAUCGCACAUCGGGUAAUAGGCUAUUUUUUGAGGAACUAGACUUUUAUCCUCUGCUUGCUGUGCCCAUGGGGUGGGUAAAAUAAUGAAAAAUCACUUGUUAUCUAACAUCUAUCUAAUGUCAGUGACACAAAAUGCACAAACUGAAAACGUUUUUGGAUUGCUUGUCUGCCAUUCACAAAUACACACGAGUUUUAGGUCUGUAGAAGUUUGCCUGAGUCAGUGCAGCGUCCAAAUUCUUGCACUUUGCUUUUGCAACAGACAAAAAAGAUAAAAUAUAGAGUACAGAUUUGUCAAAUGAAGAAUUAACAAUGCAUCUUGGUGCUUAACUGCAUGUCAGGUGAGAGGUACAGCUCUAACACAGGCACAGGUAUGCAGUUACCUAAAAAUUUUAUCUCCUCUGUCUAUCUCACUGUUAUCAAAAACACACCAGAUCCAUUUUUAAAGGAAAAAUAGCUUGAAGUAGGGCUAGGCGAUAUAGGAAAAAGUUUAUAACAUUUUUAAUUUUUUAUUUAUUUAUCUUUUUGUAAGAUCAGUUGAAAUCAAUACCUUACAAUAUAAAAAAAAAUCACUUGUCAAUGUCAAUGAUGCCUGUUACUCGUAAAUGAAAUUUAACAGUGCAAUACUAUAGGCAACGGAUCUGUGAGGUCUUUAUGUCUCUUCGAUGUUUUGUCGUAAGGCAUUGCCCUAGAGAAAAUGGACUGAAUGGUCGGCUGUCCCCAUGGGCUCCUUGGUCCGCUCUGGGUUUGUAAACUUUUGCAUUCAGGUGGUGAAAAAGUAUUCCCCGAUUUGUGGGGACAUGUACUUGACAUAAUUUGCAGUGCACAUUACCCUGCUUCAGGUCCGACCUCAAAAAAAUCUAAAUACUGCCACACCACCGACGUUUUUUGAUUGGCUUGUAUAGUAUACCAAAACAUGGCAGAAUGCUGGCUACCGAAAAGCAAAUUGACCAUGUUUUAUAUUGAUGCAGCAUUCAUUCUAUCGCCCAGCCCUAGCUUGAAUACAAACUAGAUAACCAAACUUUUGAUUCUUAAAUUCCAGCCGAACACUGCUUUUUCCCUGACAAUAUCCAGCUUUGCUGUCUGACCAGUCACUUAAACAACCUCUGAAUCUCUGUCUCCUCUGAGCAGAGACGUCCUCCUCUACCUGGAAAAGGUGGUAGAUGUGUUAAUACUUGCUGUCCGUGUUACACCCUGUUGUUUCAGCCCUGUCUCUGUUUUUGUCACAAAUCAGCUUUUUUGAAGUGGAUCCAAAGUUAUACAGUACUGGACUUUGCUUUGUCUUCCAUAAAUUUUCCCAUACAGAGCUUGCUGUGUUGAACCCUAGAGGGGAAAAAAAGCGUUUAUUACUGUCAGGCUGUAUGGUGGAGUUGUUAGGUCAUGAUUUGCAGACUUUGUGCAACAGAGGCACACAUAAAUGGAGGCUUACCCAGAGGCUGUAUUUUUUGUUGUGCAUUCUUAUUUGUGGAAAAAUAGCCUACAGUUAUAUUUCUAUUUAAAUAAUGAAUAUGAGUCAAGAAACCCAAAAAUGAAAAUUUUAAACUGUACAGAAUUGAAAGGUGGUUAAAGGGAUAUUCUGGUGUAAAAUUAAUUUAGUUCUCUCUAGUUAUACCAACUUUAGUAACGACCACAGGAUAGCAAUACACAGUGGUCUGAGGAGCCAUAAACAAAAUUCAACCAAAACGCCACUCUAUAGCCACAAAUAAUGCUCAGAACUGCACCUUACUUCAUCAAUAGUACAUAUAGGGUCCCAGCCACAGCACUAGCCACCAAACAUCUUUUUAGCUUUGCCUAAUUUCUUUAGCAAAGAGACUAAACACAACUCACCUACUCUCUUCCAGCAGCUGCUUGUUUGUAGCAAGACCUCAGGCCAGUCCAUUACAGACUGCUGCGGGGUGACUAAGCUCAAGGAAGAACAUUUAUGAUCAUUUUUUCAUGGAAAUGCAAUCAGACCGAGAUACGAAGGCAGAAGAACUACAACGUCUGCAGUGCAAAAUGAUUAAUAAAGUGAUUAUUACUUCAAGAAAAUGAUAAGGAAAUUAUCAUAAAUGUAUAGGUCAGAUGAAGGCGACCUGAGCGUCCACACAUCGGAUACAUAGCCGAUUUAUAUCCACAAACAAAAGAGGCCUGGGUCGGAUUUGAAAAAAAAAUCAGAAUUGCACUGUUCACACUUACAUGAAAAAAUCAGAUAUGUAUCACAUAUGGUUAAAAAAUUGGAAUUGACCUGUAGUGUGAACAUAGCCUAACUCGGUGUUACAGUGUGUUUGACCCUAAAUUAGUUUUACGCCUGAAUAUCCCUUUAAGUUACAUUAAAGGUACAACAUCAUUAUUCAAAAUAAUGCCAACAUUAAAAUGAAUUAAAAACUUGACUUUGCCUAUUAAUGAGUGAUGGAUUACUUGAGGCAUGUCCAUCUCUGACCACAUCAAUAUAUUGUCAGUAAAAUUAAAAAAUGUAUUUCGAUAAAUUUUGUAAUGUUUGUUUGUGCUUGUGGUCCCUUUUCUCCAGGUUUUACCAUGGCAACAGUCCCUCUCUCCUCACACCUUGCCCUUCUUCUCCUCCUGUUGCCCCUUUUCCUGACUCCAUCAUUUGCCACUGAGGAUGACCUCAUUGUGAAUACAAAGCAUGGGAAAGUUAAAGGGAAGCCAUUGUCAGUGCUCGGUGGUGUGGUGAGGGCAUUUCUUGGAGUUCCUUAUGCUAAACCACCUGUGGGAACACUGAGAUUCAGAGCUCCAGAGCCUGUAAAUGGAUGGCAGGGGGUGAAAGAUUCGACUAGUUACCCAAAUACCUGUUACCAGGUCCCAGAUACAGUUUACAAAGGUAAGAUUAUGUAAUAGUAAUUUUUUGCUUCUCAAUUUCAUUGUUGAGAAAAAAUAAAUACUUAAGAGGUGCAAAAAUAUGACAAAGUUGUAAGUUUUGGCUUGCACAAAUUUUAAGCAACCCUGAAAUAGCAUGAACAGUACUUUUCAAUUGAUUAUUAUGAAGCAGGUGAAUGUAUGGAUUUCUACUGUAAGUGGCCACUGGAUCUGGUUUCUAACAAAAAAAAGUUUGUAGGCCAUAUGGUUGUAUCAGAUGUUUCUGAUAUGGAGAAAAAAUAAGAAUUUAAUAAGGCAACAGAUAAUUGAAUCCUGAUUUUAGUCUCUCUUAGAAUUAUCUAGGCUCCCAAUCCCUGGCAUUGCGCCUGUUUAUGUGUGCUUUGUCCAUCUUUUACAGUGUACUUCAAACUUUUUGUUGUAGAUUUGAUAUCUCCAACCCCGGUUCAGAAACAUCACCGUGACAUUAUAACGACAUUAUCACAGAGGUUAAUUUUAUCAGGAGGUGUGUUUCACAUUCCAUCAGUGCCACACACUCCAGAUCUGACCCGUGCCCCUCCUAGUACUACUUGUGUUUCCACUGUAAGUGCUGUGGCGUGGUCCCAGAAACGUCUCCCUGUUCGUAACCACUAGGGAGUCUCAAGCAAGAAUGCAUUAGAGUGUUAAAAUACAUUACACAUCCAUUUUCAGAAAGAAUUAAAUAUGGCACUGGUUAAACGAGUUUUCAUGUCCAAACUCCCCUUUGUAUACAGAGCCUAAAUGCAGUUCAAUCUGCUUUAGUGUUGUAUUGUUACACUGAAACAAGGCGUUGAAGCAGCUGUCAAGAGUUCAUGUUUAAAUAAAACAUUAGGCUACUUUUAGGGUUCAUGUAUAUUUGUGAGUGAUCGAAGGAUUUCUAAAUUUGUCAUAGGUGUUAAUAUAACCAUUCAGUUUUUUUAAAGACUUUCAUACAUCUUAGUUUCACAUGGUAAUAUCCCAUAAUAAUCUGUUAAGCAAACAAAAGUGUUUCAGCGUUUACUCAAACACAGCUUGAAUAUGAUAUGGAUACCCAAGAGCUGGAAGUAGUUGGGGUCAUGGAUAUAAAUAGAAAUUUUUGGGUGCAGCCACCUGUCAGAGGUUGUUUGGAAGCCAGUUGAGAACUUUGCCAGGCAUGUGUACUGAGUAUUUGCCCAAAAACAUACCCUAAGAAUAGACAUGAUGGUGCAGGAAGAUAUGGGCAGGAGGCAGGGAUGUUAGGCCAGGUUUUUUUUUGCUGUAGAUAAAGUGGUGUCCGACAAAGAGAAAGAAAAAAAAAACCUAUUUGAUGUUUCUGCUAAUGAAAUAAAUUGUCAUCAGCUGCCUAUAAUACUCAAACUAAAGCAGUAGCAAAAGACACUCCUUAAUUGUUUUCAUUAUAUUUACUAUAAAUGGCCACAGUGGUCAGCAUUUUAGGCAGCAGAUGCUUUUUAGCAGCAGAUGCGGCCAAUAGGGAUGGGCGAUAAAUUAUUGUUCAUGUUUUAUCGUCAGAAAAAUCCUCCAAUAGUUGUUUGCUAUUUCACGAUAAAUGCGAUAAACGCAUGUUGAUAAUGUAAUUAAGUUGAUGACAAAGCAGAAUAAAAAAUAAACGUGGCCGAAGGAGGUGAAUAUUUUUAUCGGGAAUUAUCGUUGUCACCAGAAUGGCAAAGCUUGUUGUGAUAUAUUUUUUUGCCCAUAUUGUCCAUCCCUUACAGCCAAUAUGCCAAUCAUUUCAGAGCUCCAGCAGUUCAAGUGUUCAUUGCGAGACUGAAGUCCUGACGACUCCCUGAUGACAUGCAUCAUAUGAUCAUUUUUUCCAGGGUUCAAAGGUGCAGAGAUGUGGAACCCUAACACUCCUCUGAGUGAGGACUGUCUGUACCUUAAUGUGUGGUCUCCUCAGUUCGAAAAAACCCGGACUAAUGGCCCAGUGUUAGCUCCUGUCCUUGUCUGGAUCUAUGGAGGCGGGUUUAAUGCAGGAACAUCUUCUCUCGACAUUUAUGAUGGCCGAUUUUUGUGUAAAUCGGAAGGUGUUGUUGUAGUAUCAAUGAAUUACAGGUAAGAAUUGGAGUAGAUUGAAUACAGAAAUUGUUAAAAGUUAAUCCACUUGUCUACUUUAGAAAAAAGGAGAAUAGAAAUAGGAACUUACAAGAAUAAAUAAGAAAUUAAAACAAAUUGUAAGAAGCGCAGAAUAUUUACAAAGAGUGCUCAAGAAAUGAACAAGCUUAAAGAGAAGGUAGUGCAACUAGAAGCCCCUUGAUCAUAAGCAAUUAUUUAAAUGUCAUAAAAGCAAUUUGUCCUUGGCAAACUCUGUGUGGUAUUAAGUUGUUUUUAACCAGCAUUGAAAGCUGCAUUAAAAACAGACUAAAUACUGCUGGUGCUAUAACCAAAAGAGCAGAAUCUGUUAACGGGAAAGCACUUACCAGUAUGUUGAAUAUGCCUUCCUUAUAGAUAUGGAUAAUCAACCACAAGGACAAAUGACAAGAUAAUGUCAAUUUAUCUGUGAUUUAAGGCUGUUAACAUCUUCCUCAUUCUUGUCUGUGACAGACUUGGAGCUCUUGGAUUCCUGGCUCUCCCAAACAACAAAAACAUCCAUGGAAAUGCUGGCCUGCUGGACCAGCGCUUGGCCCUCCAAUGGAUAGCAAAUAACAUUGCAGCUUUUGGUGGUGAUCCCACAAAGGUAAGGUGUGUAGGUAUCCUAAAAUCAGAAAAUGACUUAUUAGAUCUGUUUGGAUAGUACAGUAGAACAAUAACACAAGAUGUAACAUUAUUGAUUGUACCAUUGGCUCCAGGUGACUCUGUUUGGAGAGAGUGCUGGAGGAGCAUCAGUUGGCUUCCACCUUCUUUCACCGGGCAGCCAAGGUCUUUUCCAAAGAGCUGUAAUGCAGAGUGGCUCUCCUAAUGCACCCUGGGCCACAAUCAGCCAGAAUGAGGCCUGGCAAAGGUAAGAAGCAUUAAUUCAAUUAGUGAUGAUGUAUUUAUUUUGUUGUUUCCAUCUAUUCAUCGUGUGCGACAAGAUCCUUUUAUGUACUGUUUGAAAGACUGAGUACACCUGUGAAGGGUAGCGGUACCUGGAAAUCAUGGUGGGAGGAAAUAUGGAGCAGCUGGAUUUUUGGUAACUGGGCCUUAAGGUUUUUUACAAGAUUUAAUAUUGCUUCAACACACAACUUCAGAGAACUUAGAACAGCCACCUGCCAGCUGUGGCUAAGAUUAAACUGAGAUAAACAGUUAAUGAUAGUCUCACAGUGCAAUCACAGCUGAGUCUGAUAGUCCUUACCUACACCACUCUCUUUAUCAUAUUGAUAUUCCUCAUUCUGUGGCACCCCAGUUUCUACACUGUGUUAGCUUGUUGGUGUCGGAUAUCAUCAGUCUGACUGUUUUGUCAAACAUCUAGCUUUCUUUCGUCUUAUCUACAGUAAAUUAAUGUGUUCCAUUAUUAUCUGAUUUGCAUGAAAUGGUUCUAUUUCCAUGAUCAGACCUGACACAGCCAAUCAACAUGAAGCAGCAAAAGUCAAAUAUCAUUAUAAUUGUGUGGUUGGCAGAACAUGGUCACCAUGUCCAUAUCAGUUACAGUUGUAGAAAUGGAUAGAGGGCGACUGGGGGACAGCUGAGCCUUUUCCAGGGGUCAAUAUAAGCCUUCUACACCACCUUCACAAACACACACACAUUGCCAUUGGGAUUUGAUAUUAAAAGUACGUUUUCAACAUACUCCUUGAAAACCAGCCUUAUAUGUUUUCUUACUUCUUCUCUUCAUCUGUCUGUAGGUCCAUGAAACUAGCCACUGAAAUGGGGUGUCCUACAUCUGACGCGUCUCGAAUGGAGAUAUGUCUGGAGAAGGCUAAUGCUUGGGAACUUACUGUGAAAAGUUAUGAAGUUCUCCCUAAACCAACAUUUACACCCUUGCCCUUUGUCCCAAUCGAGGAUGGGGUCUUCCUACCAAAAACAGUUGAUGUAUGUAUGGCUCUGUAUGUUUGGGUGGGACAAGCCAAUAAGGGUGAAAAUGCCUACACUGGACAUGAUACUGUCCUAAGUAAAUGUCAGUUUUGUGGCCAGGGCACUGGGAUUCAGCUGACAGUGGAAUGAUAAUUUAAUGCCCCCUGAUUACGAUUACACAGGUUUCCAACAGCUGUAUCCUUGUUCCAAGCCUGCCAUCAGGCUUUUGUAAAAAAACAUUUGUUUCUUCCUGCAGAUGUUGCUGAGUUCUGGGAACCUCGGAAAGCAUGACGUGUUGUUUGGGUUAAACAAGGAUGAAGGAACCUACUUCCUGAUGUAUGGCAUGCCUGGUUUCAGCCUUGCUGACGAAAGUCUUAUUACACGGCAGGGAUUUCUCGAUGCAGUUGCCUUUACAAUGAAAGAUUCAAGUGCUACUGCAAGAGAAACAGCAAUUUUAGAGUACACGGAUUGGACAGAUGAGAAUAACAGGACGAAAAAUCGUGACUUACUGGGCAGUCUGGUUGGAGACCAAAUGUUCUGUUCUCUCCUGGAGUUUGCUCACAGGUAAAGACAAUUCAAAUUUAUAACAUAUACUGACUCAAAUGCAGGAUGCGUUUUCUCUAGCUACUUAUUAUUCCUCAUAUUUGUCAUAGUUUUUGAAUCUUAUUUUAAAAUCUGACCUUGGAAACAAGCAGCAUUUUGAAUUUUAAAGUUGUUUUAGGCACAAUGUAGUCCAGUUUGAGUGACCCACAACAGUACUCCUUGGUAAAACUAACAUUAAGCAAGGCAAGUUUUUAGUUUUCAGACAGGUGUUAAAAACUUCUUGAAAGUCAAACUCAAACAAUAAUUGUCAUUCAUUAUACUAAACACAUUGAAGUAAAACCAUGAGUACUUCACCUUUUACUUGCAGAGUUAGAUGUUGCAUUUAAGUUAAACUUUGUUUUUGAUAAGCACUGAGACUGAUCGAUCCAACCCUCCAAACAUUCUUUCCUUCAUUUCUUUAUUCAUGUAUUUAUUUAUUCAUUAAUAUAUACAGCGCUCUUGUCUGUCUGAAUUCAACCCUGUGCUUUAUCUACAUUAGAGAUUUUUGUUACCCAAAUUUAUCACAAUAAGUCGAUCAUAAUCAUUCUUGAGCAUGUUAUUUAAAACAGAAAUAAUUACUAGGUCCUACUAUGUAGAAAGGUAACUAAACCGUUUAAUGAAUUGGAGAAUUGUAAAAAAGAAAUUCUGGCAAUUGUACGUAUUGAUGUUGAUACUAAGCGUGCUUUUAACAACUUGCCUUGGAAUUAGUCUCUCUGGUCCUUCCAAGCUUACUGAUUGGAUGGAGUGGAUCCUUGAUGGUCUUCUAAACUUAUAUGAGCUGCACUUGGGCCACCAGUGUUUGUGGUGGCAGUCAAUGUAACUUGAAUAGUUACAAUUUUGAAGGCAGAAAGCUCAUGCCUGGACGAUCUCAACCCAUGUCUACUGGUACCAUUAUGUGGUUGUUGGCUGUUUGUCAAAUUGAGGCACAAGACCUUUUUGAUUACUGUGAUUUAUUCGCUUUUUCCUUUAGUUACUAGAUACACCUCCACAGAAAUUUAUGUAGUUACACUUGGGUGUGACUUGGUCAUGUGUUCUGCAACAAUCAUAAUGUCACAAAAUAAAAGAAAAAAAUGUCUUCAUUAGAUGCAUCAAGUGUGACUGACUCAGAGCACCAGAGGAGUUCUUAUGUUUUUUUUAUUGUUUUUUUUCUUCUUCUUGUUUUUUUAGGUACUCUCAACGUGGGGGGAAGAGUUUCCUUUAUUCUUUUGAACACCGGUCUUCUGUCAAUCCUUGGCCUGCCUGGUUGGGUAUUAUGCAUGGCUAUGAGAUUGAAUUUGUCUUUGGAAUGCCUUUGAACGCGACUCUUGGAUACACAAAGAAUGAGGUGAACAUGACCAGGAAGUUUAUGAAACAUUGGGCCAACUUUGCACGGACGGGGUGAGCGUAAUCAGAUCAGCAAUCAGCUACUCGCACUGAGUGAGGGCCUUUGUGACACUGAUGAGAUAUCUUGAUUGGGUUUUCUUUUUGUCAGGAAUCCAAGCAUUGAUGGAGCUCAGUGGCCCACGUUCACCCCUGAACAGCGGGGGUACGUCACUCUGGACUACAACCAUCCACAACAAAAGAGGAUGAUGAGGGCUAAAGAGUGUCACCUCUGGAACAAAGUUCUUCCGGGAAUACAGAAAGUCUCAGGUUAGAAAAACAUGAAAGAUACCCCCCCAUCUAUGUAUGUAUGUAUGUAUCUAUGAAUGUAUCUAUCUAUCAAUCUAUCUAUCUAUCUAUCUAUCUAUCUAUCUAUCUAUCUAUCUAUCUAUCUAUCUAUCUAUCUAUCAUGUCCGUCCGUCCGUCCAUCUCUAUGUAUCUACCUCACAUACAGUACUCACACAUGCUACCCCGUAGAGUUAUCUUUAGAAGGAGGCAUUGCGUCACAAUCUGCCACGGCGGUGUUAGCCCAGUUUAGCCUCUGGAGGACGUGUAUCCUGGCUUGCUCCCCCUCUGUUCUACCAGUUCUGGAGAUCUGAGUGGGAGAAGUGAAGGGCCAGUCAUCACUCCACUGAGUUCUGAUCACAUACAGUAUGAAUAAUAUCCCUAUACCUUCCCACAGAGACCAUUAUUCAUGAAUACACACACACACACCUCACAAAUUUAGUAAGGGUACUCAUGGUGCAAAUGAAACACUGUCAGCUGUGCUUCCAUGUUCUUCCUAUAAACACUUUCUCAAUACAUACAGACAUACAACACAAACAUGAUAAAACAUCCUCUUGUAAUGUGCAUCAGUGAAAAUAAAAUAAAAAUCUUUACCUCUUUUUCCACAGAUGACCUGUUGUCCUGUGUCACAGCCAAUGGGAUGAUACUCAACUUCAAUUACGCACUCCUCAUUAUCUUACCGGUUGUAACUUUAUUCUAUUUUUAGAGUGAAGACGCUUCAUUGACUUGGGUGUUGCUGAAAGUAUCCCAAACAAACAGAUUGAAAAAAUAUUCAAUAAUAUUUUAUUUGUUUCCUCAAAAUUGGUAUUUCAAAAGUUGGCAAGAUUUCUUUGUGUUGUAAUGUUUUUAUUUUUCAAAACCAGCAUUUACAAUGAUCUCAGUCUGUCUGAAGCAGACAUAAUGUGUGUGCCUUAAUGGGUGCUAAAAGGACCUAAAAAACCUCAGUACUUGUUAGCCUGUAAAUGAGAACAGUUAGCAUUGGAGUGACUGUGAUGGAGGGUGGGGCAGAACAAAGCACUGUUCUGUUUGUUUUCUGUUCUCUGUUAGCACUGCAAAUAUUUUUUAAACUCUUCAAUGGAAAAAAAGUAAGUAACAAUAAUCAAGCUGAAAAUGUAACCUAGCUGUACAAAUAAGACUGAGGCUGAAAUUAUUCCAGUGUUGCGUAAAUGGUCUUCAACUGAUGGAUUUAUCUCAAGACAACCAGGGCUGCUUUUGACUGUUAUUGAUGUGUUGUCUAUUUUUAAGAAAAAAUAAAGACAAUACAAUUACAAAAAUGUA